AUGAUGAGUCGUGCUUCGCUACCUAUCUCAUUUCGGGGGUAUCCCUUAGAGACUGCCGCCCAUAUCCUUAACUUAGUCCCUACGAAGAAGGUUGCAAAUACACCUCACGAGAUGUGGACAGGGAAAGCUCCCUCCCAAGGAGACAGUGGGAGGCAAAUCGAUCUUGAAGAGCUUCAAGAGUCGAGCGGUGAAGGAACCUCUAACACUGGCGCUCAACCCGAGGAGGAAACUCCAGUUGAACUGAUUGACGAGUCCUUACCUCUUAGACGUUCCGAAAGGGUUAGUGUUCCACCCCAGUUUUAUGGUUUUCAUAUUACUACAGAAGGGGAUACGUUCAUUAGUGAUAGUACACUAGUGAAUCUGGACGAACCUAACAGCUAUAAGGAAGCCAUGGCAGGCCCGGAGUCUGCGAAAUGGAAAGAGGCUAUGGACAGCGAGAUUCAGUCCAUGUAUGACAACCAAGUUUGGAAUUUGGUUGACAAUGUACCAGGUCGUAAGACGGUCGGGUGCAAGUGGAUCUUCAAAAAGAAGACCGACAUGGAUGGAAAUGUGCACACUUAUAAGGCGCGAUUGGUUGCGAAGGGUUUCACUCAAACUCCUGGAGUUGACUAUGAUGAAACCUUCUCACCAGUUGCGAGGAUAAAGUCUAUCAGAUUGAUGCUGGCCAUUGUUGCAUUUCAUGACUAUGAAAUAUGGCAAAUGGAUGUCAAAACCGCUUUCCUUAAUGGGAAGUUGGCUGAGGAUGUUUACAUGGCUCAGCCAGAGGGUUUUGUCAAUGCGAAGCAUCCCAACAGACUGUGUAAGCUUGAAAAGUCCAUUUAUGGACUUAAGCUAGCGUCUCGCAGAUGGAAUCUUUGUUUUGAUGAGAAGGUCAAAGAGUUUGGUUUUCUGCGAAGCGAGGAUGAAUCAUGUGUAUAUGUCAAAGCCAAUGGGAGUGUAGUAAGCUUUCUCGUACUGUAUGUCGACGACAUACUACUCAUAGGAAACGACAUACCGACACUGCAGGAAGAUAAGUCCUGGCUCGGGAAGUGCUUCGCUAUGAAGGACAUCGGAGAGGCUUCCUAUAUUUUGGGAAUAAGGAUAGUGAGAGAUAGAAGUAAGAGACUAAUAGGACUUAGUCAGAAUACUUACUUGGACAAGGUACUAAAACGUUUUAGUAUGGAUAAUUCAAAGAAAGGGGAGUUACUAAUCCAAAGUAAUGCCAAGUUGAGUAAGACUCAAAGUCCUAGUACUGAAGUCGAGAUAGCAGAGAUGAGCCGAGUACCUUAUGCUUCCGCAGUUGGCUCAAUCAUGUAUGCUAUGACUUGUACUUGCCCUGAUGUGGCCUUCGCUUUGAGCAUGGUCAGCAGAUAUCAAGGGAACCCUGGAAAAGCACAUUGGACUGCAGUGAAGAAUAUUCUUAAGUACCUUCGGAGGACCAAGGAAUGGUUUCUAGUCCUCGGGGGUAGUGAUGACUUAAAGGUGCAAGGGUACAGUGACUCAAGUUUUCAGACCGACAGGGACAACUACCGUUCGCAGUCAGGCUGGGUCUUUACCCUUAAUGGAGGAGCAGUGACUUGGAAAAGUUCCAAACAAGAGACCGUAGCUGAUUCAACGUGCGAAUCAGAGUACAUCACAGCAAGCGAAGCGUCAAAGGAGGCAAUUGUUGGAUUAAUGUCUAAGUCCAUAACUAUAUUUGGUCAAAUUUAG
Molecule: messenger RNA, 1689 nt
Organism: Lactuca virosa
Lineage: Eukaryota; Viridiplantae; Streptophyta; Magnoliopsida; Asterales; Asteraceae
Source: the annotation of a GenBank genome assembly